Messenger RNA from Penicillium daleae, 1665 nucleotides. RefSeq lists its product as uncharacterized. The record is from RefSeq and is a predicted model, not a curated record. The transcript is spliced from 2 exons. The coding region runs from base 1 to 1665 and encodes 554 amino acids. NCBI's taxonomy places the organism in Eukaryota, Fungi, Ascomycota, Eurotiomycetes, Eurotiales, Aspergillaceae. Gene Ontology annotation, cellular component: nucleus; DNA ligase IV complex. Gene Ontology annotation, molecular function: DNA end binding. Gene Ontology annotation, biological process: double-strand break repair via nonhomologous end joining.
AUGUCCUCAGAAUGGCACAGACUACGUCUAUCGCAAGAAGAUCUACCUCCGCUGCUCUGUCAGUACUCCUGGAGCCGCCAAGGUUACGAGCUGUUCGUGACAGACCUCACCUCCAUCUGGUCUGAACAACUAUCUCGUAAAGAGAUAUUGAAACGAGCGGAUGAAAGUGCCACCACGAUUGAUCCUAGCGAGGAUCUGGACCAGCUUGAUCUUCUCCUCACCAAGAUCGGAGACGCUUUCCGUGGAGACGGGGGCACUACUAUAAAACUACACAGCGGUGCUUCAACAGAUUCUCUUGAACUCAACACGAGCACCAAAUUGCCUGCUCCUCUGAGACCACUCAAGUGGACUCUACAGCUAUCUAGGGAGCCUGCUUCCUCUACGACUAGCCAUCUAGUUUUGCCGCUAUUACGAGGCGAAGCAUCCUGGGAGUCCCGACAGCGAUCCUUGUUGGAUCAGCUCAAGCAGAAGGACUGGGUGCUAGGGAAGCUGCUUGACAGGUUUGAAUCCCUGGGAGCAGAUCUGGGAAGUGUGUUUCCUGGUGCAGCUGGUCUACGGAUGGCUCGAAAAGGCAGCUCGAGAACCGAGGCCGCCAGGGUCAUCAAAGGCAUCGCGCCGUUUGAUGAGGAGAACUGGCUCGCCGAAUCUGAGGUCUCCUCGCCCAGCUCCAAGAUAGUGUCCAACCUCAUUCAUGAGCUUGCGGGAUCCCGCGGCAGCCUUGGCCUUGAAAGACUUCGCCCAUCCCAAGACAAGUGGUGGAGCGGUCUCCAAAGGCGCUCCGAGACCACUUCUUUUCAAGAAGAGGAACCUACGAAAGCCUCCACAUCUCAGACCAGGAUCAAGGCUAUUGAUACACAGGGUGAUUUGGAUCUUGACGAGGAGAUGACGUCGGGAAGUGAAGUCGACGAGUUCGAGCAACAAGAAGUCGUUCCUCGGCAAAGGGCUCAAGAAGCUAAAUCAAUUGUAUCUCCAGCCAAAGCAAAGGCCAAGGAGAAGAGUUUAUCACCACAGCCUCAGGCAGUGGAUACAAAUGAAGCGACGGCAACUGAAUCCGAGGCCGAACCUGAGCCCAAGCUUUCACCUCCACAUCGACGAAAACGUACACCGACGCCCACAGCUUCCCCCUCCCCGAAACCCACCGUACCAGCUACGCCACCAAAAGAGCCCCUCAAGAAGCCUAAGAAGGGACUUGGCGUGAUCGGAGGCAAGAAGAAGAUCCCAGAGCCAGAGCCAGAGCGUGCAACAUCACCAGCAGCUGAACUAACUCAGCCACUCGAACAACCUCCCAUACAACCAGAAGAGCAUAUAGCAUCCACAGUACCACCAGCUAAAGUCAAAAAGCCCACAAGACUGGGGAUGAUAGGCGGCAAGGCGAAGGCAAAAGCAGCGCCUCCCACGGAGACAGCCCCUAUCCAUCAGGAGACUAUAGUCACUUCGCCUGAGCGAAAGCCCCGUGAACAGUCUCCAGCGCCCAAACAACGGGCCAUAGACCGGGUGUCGCCGAAAAGGGAAUCUUUGGAGCCUUCACUACCAGCGAAAGCACCGAGUGCAGCACCGGCCCCGGAAGAAACUGAGGCGCAAAGAGCUGACCGUAAGCGGGAGGAGCUGAAACGGCAGCUGGAAGCGAAGAGUAAGGCGCCCACGAAGAAGAAACGGAGGUUUUGA